UAUUCAAGUUAUUGCUUACCUUUAUUGAUGACUCUUUUUGGCGUAUGGAAAAUGGCGAGGAGAGGGGAAGGAGAAAAGGUGUUAGUGUUUGGAAGGGGAGUCCCCUUCCAUUAUAACAUCAGGCAGUGAUGACUUCUCUGUGGUACUCUCUCUGUUUUGCAGGCAUAUCACUAGGACCUGGUUGUGGCUCUUGUCUUACUAAGAAUCUAUCUAAAGACACAAUUGUCCCUACUUUUUAACACUUGUCUGUAGUGAGACCUCACAUUGUCAUUUAAAAUGUCAAUGCAACGGCCUGCUUCAGCUUUAUCUGGGUGAGUUUAUUCCACAAAACUUUGCAGUUUUUCCCAUACUUAACACAUUUUCUCAAUGAGGAAGGGACAUCCUCUACUGCCUCUACUCACAACUACUUUCUUAGGUUGAACCUUACCACUGACUUUCUUGAGAUCAAUGGCAAGAUAUAUAAUAAUUACUUUUAAGUUCAAAUACCCCCAAAAUCUGAAAAAACACUAAAAUUCCUUACAAAGAAUUAAGGCACGAUUGUCACUAGGCGAGAGGCACUGGUAAACUGAGGCGCGUAAACUUUGGUCAUCAUUUUUCAGCCAUAUUAUUUUGAUGUUUCAUCUGUGUAUUUCUGGUUAUUUAAAAAAAAUCUUAGUAUAAUAAAGGUAAGGUAAACUAUAACUUGUACAUACUAUAGUACAAAAUAUGUGUGUGUAUUAUGUAUGAAAUCUAUUUUGAAGUUAAUAUUUUUAGCUUUUCUUUCUGGGCGUUCCACAGCUGGAGUGUGGAACGGAUUAAUUGAAUUUACAUUAUUUCUUAUGGAAAAAUUCCUUUCCAGUUACGAAUUUUCAAGUUACGACCCGUCUCUGGGAACGGAUUAAAUUCAUAAAUGAAGGGGCCACUUUACAAGAACUAAAUGUUGCUGCAAGCAUUGUUGCAGGAUCUCGAAUACCAUUCAGUCACAGGCAUUAUUUAGACGUGACAUGUCAUUCAACCACGUAACAUUUCUUUUCAUUCAGUCACAUGACAUUUGUUUUGGUCAUGCAACCCUCUGUUCUCUCACAGGUUUUACCCUUUGCUUGGAAGGUAUGGGAUGUCUCGGCCGUUCUUUGAAGGGUAUUCAUGCAAGCUCUGUUCGCAUUCUUGUCUGGGUCUUAUGAGACUAUUUGUGGGGAUGUAGAUAAAUGCCACUCCCACUUUAUCUUCUGUUACUCAAAUGAUUUCUAUGACAAAGUACUAUAUGUGUAAGUGGUUUCUUCUUUUAUAGUAAUAGCUUUGUCUUAUUUCUUUUGUUCAGCGAUGUUACUUCCCCUCUUUCCCUUGUUUAAUAUACAUGUAUACAACUUUAUUUUUACUGUAUUACUUACGUUUUUUCUCAGGGCUGAUACCUUCCUAGUCUAUGAAACUGGUAAACAAGGGAGUGUGAUUGCCUCAAAAAUCAUGGCCAGCACACAAUCAACUGUAGUUGAGCCUAUUCCUUAUGGACCAGAUCUCUACAUUGGCCUGGUUCUCUCAAUAUCUUCAUCCAUAUUUAUAGGUGGUAGUUUCAUCUUAAAGAAAAAGUCCUUAUUGGCUCUAGGAAAAUCUGGUGGUACGAGAGCAGGGGCUGGAGGCUAUGGCUAUCUCAGACACUGGCUCUGGUGGGCUGGUCUACUCUCCAUGGGGUUUGGAGAAGCACUCAACUUUAUAGCAUAUGCCUUUGCACCUGCAACUUUGGUCACACCUCUUGGGGCACUGUCUGUAAUUGUUACAGCUCUCUUGUCUCAGUAUUUCCUGGGAGAAGUCUUAAAUGUGCUCGGAAAAGUAGGUUGUUCGCUGUGUUUACUAGGAGCUACAGUGGUGGUCAUUCAUGCUCCCAAAGAAACUGAAGUGAGAAGCAUGGAAGAUCUGGCAGCCAAGCUUGUUGAUCCAGUGUUUGUGGUGUAUGUUGCGUUGGUCACAGCUGCAGCAUUCGUAUUGAUAUUUCACUUUGGACCUCGGUUUGGAUCCCGCAAUGUGGUGAUUUAUAUUGCCAUCUGCUCUCUGAUUGGAGGCUUUUCAGUUCUCGGAUGUAAAGCAAUUGGCUUGGCUGUGAAAGAAACCAUAUCGGGUACAAAUGAAUUUAAUAAUUGGAUCACAUGGUUCUCAUUGCUGGGUCUCAUUAUCUGUGUCAGCACGCAGAUGAAUUAUUUAAAUAAGGCACUGGACAUUUUCAACACAUCCCUGGUGACACCAAUUUACUACGUUUUCUUUACGGCUUGUGUGAUCCUGUCCUCUGCAAUGCUGUUUAAGGAAUGGAAAGGUCUGCCGACUAAAGAUGUCAUAGGCGUUUUGGCAGGAUUUUUAACUGUUGUUAUUGGCAUCUUCAUUCUACAUGCAUUUAAGGACAUGGAUGUCUCAUGGACGGGCAUGUCAUCAAUGUUGACAGCCCAAGGUGCAGGAGAAUCAAGACGGGGCAGCUCGGACCACACGGAAUCGGCUAAUGACAUUAGCCAACUAGCAGACGAAGAAGAAGGACUAAUCACAUCGGAACCUCUCUCCUAUGGAUCCAAUAAACGUGUUUAUUAAAAUAAGUCCUGAAAUGUAGCUAGUGGCAUACAAUUAAAUUUGCUGGUGGCUCAAUUAGUGCUUUUGUACUGCUACUUGCAGUUUACAUAUGUAGUUUAUAUCAGUGAUUGUAUAUGGACCAAAACAAUUCAUAAUCUACAAUUUUCAUAUUGAAAAGUAUAUACUGUAUGCCUAAAUAAGUCUGAGACUUAAAUUAUAAAAAAAGGUCCUGCACCGUGAUUCUUACUUUUCAAGUGAUGUUCAUAUGCUGAAAGAUAUAAUCUCAUGGUGUGUGAUGUAUGAGACUGUGGGCCACAGCUGUUCACUCAUACAAAAAUUUGAUCUUGCGAGAAUAGAUAAUAAUAGUUGUUAAUUAUUUUAUUCAUGAUUUUAAUUUGUUUGAUUGUAACGUUAAUGUUGUUUUUUACACCCACACUCAAAUUAGGACAGUAGCUGCAGGAAUUUUGCAAAGCUUUUACCGGUAAGUUGCCGACUCCACACUUAAAUGGAAUAUGUAAUUUUGUUGGAUAUGUCUUUGUUAUGAGCUCAUUUAUUGAACUAAAUUGAAGUAGCUCACUGCUUAGCAUACCAAAACAAAAGGUAAGUUUAAGUUAUCAUAUUAGUCAGUGCAAAAAGGAACAUAGUAAAAGAGACAAUAAGUAUAAUGUUGAAAAAUUUGAAAAUUUAUUAUUGAUUGAUUGAUUUUAUUUGAUUUAUAUAUGACCAGGUGUACAUUUAUAAUUGAUUUUGUUAGUUUACAACCAUUAGCUUACAGUCCACUUAUUACAGGUGCAUUACACAGUACAGUAUAAAGGACCUAUCCUGGUUCAUGCUCAUUCUGAACUGAAUAUAAAGGACAUACAAGAGUGAUUCCGAUUUCGUAAGAUUUAGGGUGCUCGGCAACAAUAAUUUUUUAUACAAUUGUCACUGUUGACCCGAGUCUUUAUUCUCUGCAAAAUUUCCCCCGUUUCAUACAUAUUGCCUAACGUCAGCUGUAUCAGAGCCAUAUGGAUAUUCCUUAUAAAGACAGCAUGGUCUGUGAUAAGCAAAUGCCUGACAAAUGAGCUAAUGUUGAUGGGAUAAUGCAUUUCUUUUAAAAAAAAUAUUCAGCUUUAAAUUCUUUUCAUAAGGCAUCAAUAUUAAACCCUAGCAGCAGAUCUCAAUUCAUAUAUGGGUGUAUAUCUUGAUGAAUUCCUCUAUUCUCAACUUAGUUUGCAUUGUGAAGGCAUGUGUGGUUCUUUUGACAGAUUUAAAAUUGACAUUAGAAUAUAUAGCACAAAACAGUUCUACAAGAAUUAAUAUUGCAUUUAUUAUGAUGGGGUCCUCAUUGCUCCAGGUGCCUCAGAAAACUGAGUUAUGAGUUAAUUAAAAUAAGAAAAUUAAGUUAAAAUACUUUCCUGUUUUGUUAUGGAAAUUUAAUUACUUGGGAAUUAAUUCUUGUAGAAUAUAAAAUAUAGUUUUUAUGCAACAUUUGCCAAAGAGACAUUUCAGUUUGGUGUAGCUAUUAUAAAUGAUGAAUUGCCCUGAGCAACUCUAAAACUAAAUUAAACAUGUAGAAUAUCACUUGGGAGAAUGUUAUUUCAGUGGCAAGUUAAUCUAGGUAUUUACAGUUGAUAUACAGUAUUUCAAAUGUAUAUUAGGCACACAACUAGAGAGAAAUGUGGGCUAAAUGUAUAUUUUUCUAGGACUGUAAGACAAUGAAGAGUUUAUGAUUGCUGUAGUAUAAGUCUAUAUAACAGUGACCAUUGAUUUGCAGAUGUGGACAUUAGCAUAAGUGUUAGGCUACUAACACUUAUGCUAAUUUGUGAAGGCUACCAUUUUUUAUUUUUAUAAUAAACUUGUUGUAAUUAUUAUUUAAAUAAGACUAUCUUGAUAUUCAUCUGUGUUUUAGUCUAGGUUUGCUAGUUAAUGGAUUUAGUUUUUGUUCAUUAGUAUGUUAAGACAUCAGCAACAUUUAAGGAAAGAAGUAAAUAAAUGAUACUUGAUAGUUUUGGUAUUAUAUAAAUAAGGUUUUUGUUGCUUGAAUCAAGAAUAUGUUGAAAGGAUGAGGGAUUUUUUAGUAAAGGCAUAAAUUACAAGGAGGAAAAUAUACCUGUACUGUAUAUUCAGGAAAAGGUUAUGAGCCUUCAAAGUAACUAAUUUUCAUAUUCCAGUACAGUAUGUGGAAUACCAUAUGGUGGUGCUGUUGAGUAAUUGUGGUAAUAAAAAAUCAAGAGAAAAAAGGGCCAUCCAUUCCCUCUCUUCCUUAGACAUGCUUCCAUUGGCUGUUGAUACCAGUUAGUCUAGAUAAUAUAUAUUUAGCAGGUAAAUGUUACUUGUCACACAUUAAUAACAAUGCUUCUUUAUUCCUAAGAUUUGUUUUUGCAGCGAUAUUCCUGCACAGGCCCUUAGCUUUUGGCUGGCCUGCUAAACCCUUAAGCUAAAUACCUGCCAUAUUUUGUAGAUAACUUCAUAUUUUCACACAUUGGUAAUUACAUAUACUGUAUAUACUGUAUCUAUUAUACAAAAAUUAAUUUUCUUUUCUUCCUGAUCCAAAUUCUGGAAAGAAAACUAGUCUUUACAGAAUGAUCUCUCCAAAUAAUUGCUUUUUUGUUCAAAUGAUGAGAUAUUACAAGCAUAGUAUAUUCUUAUGUAAAAUAGUUUUAUGUUCAUAGUAUUAGUUUUUUCCUUCAAGAGUAAUGCUGAUAAAUUAAUAAUGAUUUUUUAAAUAUGCACUGUUCAAUUUGUAAAUACUGUAUUAGUACUGAACAACAGAUUUUUUACUUUCAUGCACAAAGAUAAAUUAAUUUUUUUUUUUUUAAAUUCUGUGGGUUACACUGUUUUUUGGCAGAAAUGAGUGUUAUUUUUCCUCUUGAGUUUGAUAAAUCUUUGCAGUUUUAUUUUACAGUUAUGGUCUUCAUACUAGCAUAUGUUAAGCAACCUGUCCUCAGACAAGUCCAUUCCAUCCAGCGAUCAAUCUCAAAGACACAUUCAUAAAUUUUUACAUGCUGUUCAUUCAAAACAGGAAUUUUCUCAAAUAUAAAUUAUUAUGUAUUAGCAUAUUGUUGACCAAACCACACACACACACUAGAAAGUGAAUAGACGACACUUGUCUAUUUACUCGCAGAUAUAAACACGAUGCAUAAUUAGCUCUUACUUAAGACAAUACGACUUUAAUGAUUUUGAAUAUAUUAUAAGGUAGAACGAGACAAGCUUUAUUUGUUAAAUACAAUUACAUCAUCUACCUAUUACAUCAUCUCAAUUGAAACCGCAGUGGUUCGUUUCAUGAGAUGAGCCAAAACUCCAGGAUUACUGUUUGCUGAUGGAACAGUAAAUUUAUAAUAUAUUUUUCUAACUUUGUAAAUUAUCAUAUGUGCACAAAAUUAAGAUGUCUUUUCAAAUGGUGUGCAUAAAGUGUCCUUGCUCAAAAACUAGAAUUUUCUCAAGUAAGCAUGCUACACAUUGUGAGAAAAGAUGAAUCUACAUAAUGCAGUACGUAAGUCAGUUUAAAGAAUUAUACUAAAUUUUUACCAUCCGUGAAUCUUUAACCAUUCCAGGCCUACAUUAUGGCUUAUGUUAUAAGAAAUUAAUGUCAUGUGAUAUUCUAGCAUUUACAAAGAUAAUUUUGAUGUUUGUACAGUAAUAUAAUAUUUGCAGUUUGCUCUCAUUGCUUUGAAAAUUAGAACAUUGUUAUUUUUUAAAGGAAUUCAUUCUUCCAGAAUUGCUGUUAUUUUUUAAAGGAAUUCAUUCUUCCAGAAUUGCUUUUUUUUUUUUUAAAUGAAGACAAGCUUUUCAACAACAGUUUUGGCUUUAUUUGAAAGAAAUUGGGCAGCUUUCAGCUAUUCUUGAUAAUUUUAAUUGUUUAAUUUAAAUUUAAGAAACUAAGUUUAUUGAAUGAAAGUAAUUGGAAAGUUGCUUACAUCUAUGCUAUAUAUGCCGCUUACACCGUGAAAAGUAAUAUUGGUGCCACAUUUUGGUGGGAAAAUUCAAAUCUCAGAAUCCCUUUUUUUUGUCACUAAAACUUCAUUAUUUUUAUUCAUUUUUUUAUUUUUAUGCAACAUACUUUAUUAUGAAAUGCUCUACAUUAUUUUUUUUUUAUACAAAGACAUAAUGGCUUUUUAAUGGAACCAAACAAAUGAAUGCAGAAUACUAUUAAUUUAAAUAGUAUUGGGUUUUCAUUUUUUGUAUACCAGUCUUUUUAUAUAUACAGUAUAAUAAUUUUUAUAAUCUAGUAUUUUAGAGUGAAUUUGUAAAAUAUAUAUACAGUACAGUAUAUUUAUUUGCACACUUAAGAGAGACGAAAAGCAAAAUGCCCUUAAGCUUAUUGGUACAUCAUUUUCUUUAAUUAUUAAGGCUUAUAUGGGGACAUAUACAGACAUUAAAUACUCAAUUUUUAAUAUUUAACUUUAUGAAUGUAAGCUUCUUUGAUUAUAUAUAUUGUAUGACAAUCAUAUUUUGCGAAGUUUGUAGUGUAAACAUAUUACUCUUUCAGUUUUCUAGUUUUUAACUUUGGUCAGUAAUCAACUACAUUAUAAUGACUUCCAAUUUGUAUUGGUAAAUGUUAACCUAUUUUCAUUAAUUUCAACACACACACAUUCAUUUGCACAUCCUCAACCAUUACUGUCCAUCUGAAAUGUUUUUUUUUUUUUUAUGAUCCUGUUCUUGUAUUCUUGUGUAACAUUUGUAUCUGAUUCUGUAUUGUAUUUUGUUUGUGCUCUAUUGUUGUGUACCUGUGUGGCAUAUUUGCAUCACUAGUAUUCAUUUCAUGUACUUUACUAGAAGUAUCCAAGAAUGCGAAUUUAUUUAUUUUUAUUUAUUUAUAUACAAGAAGAUUUAGUGGUUGCUAAGGGGAAGGGGGGGGGGUACAUAUGCAAGUGAGUGAGUAGUACAUUCUUGCAAAGCCACUAGCUUGUAUAGCAUUUUGGGAUUGCUAAAACCAAUUGCCUAGCUGGGCUAUGUCUCCUGUAAAGUACAUACAUGAUUAUGUUGUUUAUGUAAUGUAACUAUUAUUUUAAGAUGAGGUUUGCAUUGAUUGCCUUCAGUGACCUUUUUUGCUGUUGAUGUGAGUAAUAUUUUAUGCUCUUUUUCUGGGAGGACUUCCAUCGAUGGUUUUGAAAAUGUGGCUCCCUGAACAGAUGGCUCUCUACAGGUAGCUCCAUGAACAGAUGGCUCUCUACAGGUAACUCCAUGAACAGAUGGCUCUUUCUACAAGUAGCUCCCUGAACAGAUGGCUCUCUUUACAAGUGGCUUCCUGAACAGGGAACGACCGAUGGGACCCACCAGAAAGAGGCAUUUCAUUACACUCAUUGUUAGAUUUUUUUUUUCUUAUAGUUCAUACAAUUUACACAUUGAACUUUUGGCUAUGUUAAUAUGUCUGUUUAGCACAGCUUAAGUUGUCAACAUAGAAAUUGUAUACAAAAAACUGUUUGGCAAGCUGGCACAAGUGGUGCAUUGAUGGGAUUGUUGAUAGUUAAAGGCUGCUCAUGGAUUAUUAGAUGGUGCAUCAAUAAGUGAACACACUCCCCCUUUCUAAGCUCACCUUCAUUGUUAUGAUAAGGCAUUGUUUAUGCCACAAGGCAUAAACAGUGCCUUGUGGCAUUGUUUAUGUGGCAACAUACUGCACUGCUGGUCUAUGAGGCUUUGAUUGAUUUGAUGUGGGUCAUGUAAAGAUGUUUUAUGUUUUUUUUAUAUGAUUUAAAUGAUUGUUCUGAAUUAAAACACUGUAAUAAGUACUCCAUGCUCAAUUUUUUGGUUGAAGAGUUUGUUUUUUAUCUAUUUUAUAUAAAUAGAAAAACUGCCUCUGCUGAUUUAUGAAACAAAUUACCAGGUACAGUACUGGAAUAUAAUAGACCUGGGAUUAUUUAAUUAUUUCAUGUGUAGGUUAUAUAUAUACACACACACACAGUACACAUAUACUGUAUAUUAGUAAGUUCGGUUGAGUAUAAAUAAAAGUUGCCUCGCGUGGUUCAAUAGGCCUUCUGCAAAUUUUCUUUAUUUUAUAUCAGACAGGCAUUUUGGUUUUCGAACACAACAUAAUGAAGUGACUUAAUGAAAGCUUCAUAUUUAGAUUAGCAUGUUUAAAACACAUUGGGUAACAUGUAUGCUUUGAUUUCUAUUUAUUGGAAGAAUAAAUUGAAACUUAUGUAUGUCUGUCAUUUAAAUUUUGCCACAUCUUAUUACUGUAUAGAUAUUCAGUAACACUGUAAGCUAUUAAAUCUUCUUUUUAAAAUUAACCAAAACAAAUGGAUGUAAUCCUGUAACUUUAAGUAGUUGUAAUGUCUCACAAUCAUCCAGGAGUGAAGGGUUUUAUUUUUGAACCAAAGGUCUUAGUAUACAUUCGGUCUUUAUCUGUGAAUGAGGUUCAUUUUGGUUUUGAAAGUGUUUCCAUUGUUACUGUUACAUAUUUGAAAUGCUUGAAUUGAUGUUUGAUAUACCUGUAUUUCACCUUGAGCUUAGAAAUGUAUAUAAUGCUGUAAUUAUUAUCAAACAUGCAUUAUUUGAUAAUUUGACUUUUGUCGUGGAAAGGUUGCACUAACGACAAUUAAGUUUGACGAAUAAAUGAAAUCCAGUAUUCUGUUGUGGCCGGGGAGGCAGGCAAAAAGCAGUCUCGUUGGCCAAGCCAACUUAGUCUUCAGUAACUUUAUCACGCAUUGUGUAUGGGUUCUUGAUAGAAUUCUGCUUGACAAGUUGCAUUUUUUACAAAAUGUUCUGCUGUGUGCAGAAUUAGGUGAUUAAGGCAGUUAGAUAAAAGUGGGCUAAUGUUGAAAUAAUAAGAUACAUUUUGUAAUUAUAUGUUAAGGAAGAAUAUUUUUCAUUUUAUUUUUAAUGUACUUUUAUGCUAACCAUUUAAAGGCAUUAUACAUACAUGGUUGAAUACUAAUAAGUGUGUAUCACAGCAAGUGUCUACUUAGCACACAGUAUUUCAAUGCAAUCCUGUGAUAAAUUAAUAAUAGCAAGGCAUAAAAAAGAAUGUAUGUACACAUACUUUUAUAGUUGUAUGUUGUACUUUUUCACCAUUUAUAUUGUACUUCCACUGAAUGUGUCAAAAACUGAUAAGGGAUUUCAAUCCUUUGUAUGUGCUGUUAAAUCUGGUUAUUGUUUUUAAUAAACAAUGUGAUGCAACUAAGAA
This is a messenger RNA of Procambarus clarkii (red swamp crayfish), 9634 nucleotides long. Lineage: Eukaryota; Metazoa; Arthropoda; Malacostraca; Decapoda; Cambaridae. The record is from RefSeq and is a predicted model, not a curated record.